GCGCGUCCGUUGUCCGGCCUCCGGUCACGUGACAGCGGCGCAGGUGAGCGCUGCUUCCGGGGUCGGGCUCCUGGAUUGCUGCCGGCUCCGGCUUCCACUUGGUCGGUUGCGCGGGAGACUAUGGCGUCCUCCUCGGUCCCACCAGCCACAGUACCGGCGGCGACAGCAGGCCCCGGCCCAGGUUUCGGCUUUGCCUCCAAAACCAAGAAGAAGCAUUUUGUGCAGCAGAAGGUGAAGGUGUUCCGGGCGGCCGACCCGCUGAUGGGUGUGUUCCUGUGGGGCGUAGCCCACUCGAUCAAUGAGCUCAGCCAGGUGCCUCUCCCAGUGAUGCUACUGCCAGAUGACUUUAAGGCCAGCUCCAAGAUCAAGGUCAACAAUCACCUUUUCCACAGGAAAAAUUUCACCAAAAUCAGUGAGCAAGGGGAAUACAUCAAGAGUCCAAAAGGAGUCUACAUUGUGAAGUGCCAUGGCAACACACUUCUGCCCCAGUUCCUGGGGAUGUACCGAGUCAGUGUGGACAAUGAAGACAGCUACAUGCUUGUGAUGCGCAAUAUGUUUAGCCACCGUCUUCCUGUGCACAGGAAGUAUGACCUAAAGGGUUCCCUAGUGUCCCGGGAAGCCAGCGAUAAGGAAAAGGUUAAAGAAUUGCCCACCCUUAAGGAUAUGGACUUUCUCAACAAGAACCAGAAAGUAUAUAUUGGUGAAGAAGAGAAGAAAAUAUUUCUGGAGAAGCUAAAGAGAGAUGUGGAGUUUCUAGUGCAGCUGAAGAUCAUGGACUACAGCCUUCUGCUGGGCAUCCACGACAUCAUUCGGGGCUCUGAACCAGAGGAGGAAGGGCCCGUGCGGGAGGAUGAGUCAGAGGUGGAUGGGGACUGCAGCCUGACUGGACCUCCUGCUCUGGUGGGCUCCUAUGGCACCUCCCCAGAGGGUAUCGGAGGCUACAUCCAUUCCCAUCGGCCCCUGGGUCCAGGAGAGUUUGAGUCCUUCAUUGAUGUCUAUGCCAUCCGGAGUGCUGAAGGAGCCCCCCAGAAGGAGGUCUAUUUCAUGGGCCUCAUUGAUAUCCUUACACAGUAUGAUGCCAAGAAGAAAGCAGCUCAUGCAGCCAAAACUGUCAAGCAUGGGGCUGGGGCAGAGAUCUCUACUGUCCAUCCAGAGCAGUAUGCUAAGCGAUUCCUGGAUUUUAUUACCAACAUCUUUGCCUAAGAGACUGCCUGAUUCUCUCUGAUGUUCAAGGUGGUGGAGUUCUGAGACGCUUGGGGGAAUUGUGGAUAUUCUAGCCACCACUUCUCUUAUUUAUUCCUUUGCUAAAUUCAGGCUGCAGGCUCCUUCCAUCCAGAUAACUCCAUCCUGUUGAGUAGGCUGUUUCUGACCCUCAGAAAUACAUUGUCCCUUUUCCCCCUGUGCCCAUUUUUCUUCCCUCUCCCUCCCCACAAGAAGUCUGCUUGUAGUAUUAGAAUGUCAUUGUUGACUCUCUCCCAAGUGCCUUGAUCUUUGUAAUAUCUCCUGUUGUUUCUAUGAUAUAGGAGCUAGGGGAAGGGGGUUGUUUGUCAUCUUCAGGACCUGACUGGACAGAUGGACCUGGCUCAAGCAACUACUCUGGAUGCAUGUUGCUGUGUGGGAUGAAUUAAAAGUGUCUGAAUUUUGCUGAUAACUUUAUAGAACUCACUAUGGCAUGCUUCCCUCCUGGUGGGCCCUAGGAUGGAUGACAGUCAGGAUACUACAGAUGUGGGUGCAGGCAUGCACACACACGAUGGAAUAUGGCCAGUCCUACCCAGGUGGGGUAAAGAGUGGGUCAGCAACCUGGCACCUCACAGAGGUGGGACCUAAGAGAACUCUUGUGAUUAUGCAGAGAAUUGGAUUGGGUCUCUGUCAAAGAUUGAGUAAUCUCUUCCCUCACCUCAAUUCCAUCUCCACUCAUCUCUACAUCUGGGCACAGGAGCCCAGAGAUGGCCAAAAUCAUUCAAGCCUGGGGGAAGGUGUUUGACUACUGCUGCUCUUCACCAGAACCUCACACCUCUCCUGGGACUGGAACCCUUCAGUGGGUUUGUGGCCAGUUUUGGAGGCUGGGAUGAUGGGCCAGGGUGUAAGAUUCAUUCUCCAUGUUAAAUUUCCUUUCAUCCUGCCUAGCCAUCCCCAAGGUUUAUUUCCAGAAGAAAGGAAUAUCUCUACUUGGAUCAGUUCUGGUCAUUUCAAGAGGAUGGAGGCCUCAAGUGUGGGAACUUCCCCUACUCCCUGGAUGUGUGUGCCUAGCACACUUCCUUCUCCCUCCCCUUUUUUCCAGUUGGAUUUGUUUUUCUGUUCUCUUCUGUCCUGUCUUAUACUGCAACUGUGUCUCCUAGGGGACAGAUGGCCUUCUUUGUCAUCUUCACUCUCCACCCCCAGAGAGGAGUCAGAGCCAUAACUCAAUCACUCAGCCCCUCCAAAGAUAGUUGAGUUGAUGUGUGAUAUUCUCAUAAUGUUGAGAACCCUGAUGAGAUAUAUUAUCUUCCCCUCGCUACAAUGCCUCUGGGGCCAAGGCACCCAUUCUUCUUGGUAUCCUCCAUCCCUCUUGAGGCUUCCACUUUUUUUUUUUUUUAAACAUAAAGGUGGGCACCAGCAACUGGCCUGUGGUGAUGCAAAGCUGCUUUGCUCUGUAUCUGGCUGGACUGAUCUGUCUCACAAGAAGCCAUGAGGCCAUAGGGAGAAGCUCUCUCUCCCCUUCAUCUUCUGCUCCAAAGGUGGUAACAAGAGGCGUACCCAUUGGGGUUGGAGCCCCCUUAUAACAUCUUCCUGUCAGAAGACUGAUCGAUCUUUUUCAUUCCAACCAUCUCCCUUUCCCCCGAUGAAUGCAAUAAAACUCGGACACCAGCAACCGUUGUUCUUUAGAAAUGGGUUUUCUGAUCGCAUGGCUGAUGUAUUAUGGGCAGUAUGGAUGUCUUCAUUUGUUGCUUCUGUUUUUCAUCUUUUUUUGUUUUAUUAAUAAAAAAUUGUGUAUUUGCUCCCAUUACUAUCAUAAUACAGGGAAUAAAUUAUUCAAUCCAAA
This is a messenger RNA of Cercocebus atys (sooty mangabey), 3022 nucleotides long. It is a transcript of the gene PIP4K2C, whose product is annotated as phosphatidylinositol-5-phosphate 4-kinase, type II, gamma. Gene Ontology annotation, biological process: phosphatidylinositol metabolic process. The record is from RefSeq and is a predicted model, not a curated record. The transcript has 9 exons. Lineage: Eukaryota; Metazoa; Chordata; Mammalia; Primates; Cercopithecidae. Gene Ontology annotation, molecular function: phosphatidylinositol kinase activity. Bases 121 to 1203 code for a protein of 360 amino acids.